CGCAGGGGGCAUUGGCUGGACAGUGUCUCCCCCGGGAUACGGACUGAGUUCCGCGAUGCCCAAGCUUGGCCCUCCCGUGUCUGACUGGAGCUGGGCUGAGCCGGAGCUCCCCGGGGGAGGAGGAGCGUCGCGCGGCUUCUGAUUGGAAGAACCGCGCAGGAUUCUUUCCACUGGGAUCCAGUGUAGGGGAUCCGGUGGGAGGGGGACUGUUGGUGUGUGUAGUAUUACUUUGGAGUCCUCGCUGGGAGGGAAGGAGUAUUGCAGAGGAAUCCUAGCGGAUCCUGUGGGAAACCUCAGGGUGGAAUCUGCAGGGACAAAGGCCCGGGGAGGCUUCGGCCGUGGGAGAGCUCAGACCUCUGCAGUCCAGUCUUGGCAGGUGCCAGGCGGGGCCGAAGCGACCCGCCGAUUCAGGCGGCCGCGGCAGCCAGGGGCGCCCUUUCGCGCCUCGGGGCACGGGCCUGUGGGCUAUCGGGAGCCACGGGCGGACCAUGAAGGGCGGAGCCCUGGGGGAGGGGCUGGCCCUCACUCCCCGCUCCCCUGCUCCCCCCUCAUCCCAGGCCACAGCCUGGGAUCCCCCAGGGACCCCCCGGAAUCGCCGCUUCCCCCAUGGACUUGCCUGGGGACUCCAGUCCUUCUAGACAGCCGAGUCUGUGUCGUCAGCCCCUGGCUCGAGCAUUAUGGGGAGCCAGGAGUCCGAAACGGCCGAGGCUGCAGCCCCUGGGGACCCCUUCGCCCCUGGAAAAGGCCUCUCGGCGGGUCCUGGCCGUGGUGCUGGAAGAUGUCAUGGCUGCCCACAUGGUCCCUCUGAUGCCUCCAAAGAACUCCUCCACCCCAUUGCACCAUAGUAACUGUGAGGAUUCUGUCUGCAGCCAGUCACCUGCCUCAUCAUCCCCACAGGUCAAGUGGUCCUUGCAGGCCAGGACUCCUGACCCACUGCAUUUAUGCCGGGAACCCUUGAGCCGUGUCCACAAGCCCUCUUCUACUGUGAGGCUGCGAUCAAGGACAACUCCUGGCCCAGGGGAGAGCUCAUCACAAAAGAUAGACCAGGUCCCCCAACCCACUCUGGUAGUGGUGCUGGAAGACAUUGCCAGUCCCAGACCACAAGUUGAGGGCUUUGCUGAUGAUGAGCCCAACUUCACUGACCCAGCUCAAAGCAACUUCAGAAGCCUUAAGGGACCAGGGAGGCACUGGCCUAAGAGGGAUCCAGACUUGGAAGCUCCCUCAACCCUUUCCUUGCCCCUUCACCCCAGUGCUGAGCCCAUGGCAACAGUUCACCAGCCAGUGCCUGCACCCAAAGACCUAGAACCUCCAUUCCAGCCAUCUGUCCUGCCUUCAGACCCUUCAGAGUACCCACUAGCAGCCCAAGAGCCUGCUCUGGAACCCCCAUCAACCCCACCACCGUCCAGCCUUUUACGCCCCCGCCUCAGUCCCUGGGGUUUGGCCCCACUCUUCCGAUCCGUCCGCUCCAAGCUGGAGAGCUUCGCUGACAUCUUCCUGACACCCAACAAAACUCCCCAGCCCCCACCCCCAUCAACGCCCAUGAAGCUGGAGUUGAAGAUUGCCAUUUCAGAAGCUGAGCAGUCCAGGGCUGCUGAGGGAUUCGCAUCUGUCAGUCCCCGGCCCCCUAUUCGCCAGUGGCGGGCUCAAGACCACAGUGUCCCAGAACCUCUCUCUAAGCUCUCACUCAGCCGAAGCCACUCCUGCCCUGAUCUGGGGCUUCCUGACCCCGGAAGCUGCACUUGGCCUCUUGUUUCACCCCAGCCAAGCCGACCCAGGCCCCGGCGGCACACUGUGGGUGGUGGGGAGAUGGCCCAAACCCUACCACCAACUCGGCUCUGUCUCCGGAAAGAGGUCUUUCCUCUUGGAGGAGUGGGAGCCUCCCCUUCUCUCGCCACAUCUUGUCCGUCCACUGCAUCCACUUCCUCCUUCUCUGAACCAGCAGAACCCAGAUUGGGCUCAACCAAGGGGAAGGAGCCAAGAGCCUCAAAAGACCAGGAGCUUUCAUACCCAGAGACCAAGACCAUUGGAAAGGUAUCUCAAUUCAGAAUACGCAGAACACCUGCCCGUCCUCAACCAAAUCUUACACCAAUGGGGCUACCUCGACCAAUCAGGUUAAACAAGAAGGAGUUCAGCUUGGAAGAAAUUUAUACGAACAAGAAUUAUCAAUCACCCACAACCAGGAGGACCUUUGAAACCAUCUUUGAGGAACCCCGGGAGCGCAAUGGGACUCUGAUUUUUACCAGCUCAAGGAAGCUCCGGCGGGCUGUAGAAUUUCGGGACAGUAGUCUUCCUCGAUCCCGGCGACCAUCAAGAGGGGUCCGCGCUGCAGCUGGCAGGACCCUUACUCUCAAUUUGGCAUCCAGCCAGGAUGUGGGACCUCUGUUGCAGCAGCGGCUAGAGGAACUAGAUGCCUUAUUCUUUGAGGAAGAAGUAAAUGGGGAGCAGUCUCAUCAGUCCUAGGAACUCCAACUGUUUGUCCGUCCAUCCAUCCAUCAUAGUCCAUCCAUCCUGAAGGGAAGAUCUCUAAGACAGUUGUAUUUUUUCUCUAUAUUUCUAGUAAAGUUUUCAAUAUGC
Messenger RNA from Jaculus jaculus (lesser Egyptian jerboa), 2574 nucleotides. It is a transcript of the gene Prr14, whose product is annotated as proline rich 14. Gene Ontology annotation, cellular component: nucleoplasm. The coding region runs from base 607 to 2460 and encodes 617 amino acids. Lineage: Eukaryota; Metazoa; Chordata; Mammalia; Rodentia; Dipodidae. The record is from RefSeq and is a predicted model, not a curated record. The transcript is spliced from 11 exons.